CGUGUGGUGUGUCUAGUUCUUUUUCCAGUUCUCCAUAUGGUCAGUAGGCCGCGAACGAGUCACAUCCAGUACUAAUGUAAAUCAUGAUGGACACAUAGUACUGUAUUUCUCUCAUCAUGAUUGCCUCAUAAGAAGGAAGGGAAUCAAGUAUUUGGUGCUGUCCGAAGCCUUUGAGUUUAAAUCGCGUUCUGGUUGGAUGAUCUGGAUGAUAUUCUUCGGUUUCUUCAUCGGUUCAUUGCUUGCCUUGAUUUUGGCUGGUGCGAUACUGUAUCUCGCUCGUCGUACUGUGUACACGGACUGGUAUCGUGGAAUGUACAAACGUUACGGCUGUGAUGCAUCUGGUGUUACUGGUGGUGUUACGGGUUCAGAGUUUGGUAAUACCACAACUGCUGGCGGUACGAUAGGUGGAACUACACUAGGUGGAAAUACAACAGGAGGACUUUCAGCUAUGGGCACAACAGGUGGUGGUACGACUAGUGGUGGAACGUCAACAAUGGGCACUACAUCUGGAACUUCUGCAGGCGACAUGGUUACUAUGUAG
Molecule: messenger RNA, 541 nt
Organism: Angiostrongylus costaricensis
Lineage: Eukaryota; Metazoa; Nematoda; Chromadorea; Rhabditida; Metastrongylidae
Source: the annotation of a GenBank genome assembly